Molecule: messenger RNA, 234 nt
Organism: Spodoptera exigua (beet armyworm)
Lineage: Eukaryota; Metazoa; Arthropoda; Insecta; Lepidoptera; Noctuidae
Source: the annotation of a GenBank genome assembly
AUGGGCCGGCUCGACCGGAGUGAUACCACGGCUUCACAGAAAACCGGCACCAAGCCCGCCAUAACCUCCAAAAACUGCUGCAACUCCUUUGUACAAGGAUCUACAGUAGACACAACUAUGAAAACACCGGAACUCUCAAGUCCGGCGCGUCCCAGGGACAUGAAGGACUGUCUUGCAACAAAGUUUAAACAUAUUAAAGUAAUCACCACCUCUACCAAACCCUUCGGCAGAUAA